Molecule: messenger RNA, 1779 nt
Organism: Astyanax mexicanus (Mexican tetra)
Lineage: Eukaryota; Metazoa; Chordata; Actinopteri; Characiformes; Acestrorhamphidae
Gene: doc2a
Product: double C2-like domains, alpha
Exons: 11
Coding region: 378-1649 (423 amino acids)
Source: RefSeq, a predicted model, not a curated record
UCGUCUUUCUCUGGCUGCGCUGCGCAUUUGAACUUCUCUCUCUCUUCUUUUCUUCUGACCCUCUGUGCAUCCACAUCCUCUCUCAGCCCCUCAUUACUGUCCAUAUUUUUUCUCUACUCUAUUUACAGUCCUAUACAUUACUGACCCCCUGCUAAAUACUCCCCCCACUCUUCCUCCACUCGCGCUGUCUCCCCAUCCUCCUCCUCCUCCUUCUCUCUCUCUCUCUCUCUCUCUCUCCCUCUCUGUCCCUCUCCCUCACUCCAUCUCUCUCUCUCUCUCUUUCUCAUUCUCUCACACCACCUGUUAGUGCAGACCCGUAUGCUGUGGAAUCCACUUGUUUAUGAGGGACUCUUCCACACUCCUGCAAUCAGAGCUCUAUGACGGUGCGUAAAGGAAAUAAACUCACCAUCUCCAUCCAGGAACACAUGGCCAUAGACGUCUGCCCAGGCCCAAUCCGACCAAUCAGACAAAUCUCAGCCUACUUCCCCCGCCUCUCCCCGACCGGCGAGCCCCUCUCCCCAAACCCUGCUGCCUCUCCAUUGGCUCUCAGCCCUGGGGGCGGGGCCUCUGGAGUGGGGAGCAGUGCACUCCUCUCCCCUUCGAAGGCGGGGGCAAGGGGAGGGGGCGGGACUUUAUCUGCCGCAAGUAGCAUCGAGACAUCAGUGGACAUCCACAGCUCCGACAGCGAUGACUGCACGGCUUUAGGCACAUUAGAGUUCGAGCUCCGGUAUGAGAGAGCAACCAGCUCGCUUCACUGCACCAUCAUUAGAGCUAAGGGCCUGAAGCCCAUGGAUUUCAACGGCCUGUCGGACCCAUAUGUCAAGCUCCAUCUUCUGCCAGGAGCUUCUAAAGCUAAUAAGCUGAAAACCAAAACGGUGAGGAAUUCUCUGAAUCCGGUCUGGAAUGAGACACUAACGUACAUCGGAAUCACAGAGGAAGACAUGCACAGGAAGACCCUGAGGUUAUCGGUGUGUGAUGAGGACAAGCUGACUCAUAAUGAGUUUAUUGGCGAGUCAAGGGUGGCUCUGAGGCGUGUGAAACCAGACCAGACGAAGCGCUUCUACACCUGUUUGGAGCAUCCGCCACCUCUUCCCUCCCCAACAGCUAUGGGAGCAGCACUGCGAGGAAUCUCCUGCUACCUUAGAGAGUGGGAGAACGAGCAGUUGCACAGUUUGGAGGAGAGGGGUCGUCUGCUGCUCUCGCUGCAGUUCCUGCCCCCGCCCGAGGAGGGGGACGGUGAAGGUCGGCGGGGGGGCCUGUGGGUCGGAGUGCUGCGCUGUGCCCACCUGGCAGCCAUGGAUGUCAACGGCUUCUCUGACCCCUACGUCAAAACAUAUCUGAAGCCAGACGUGAAGAAGAAAUCGAAGCAUAAAACGGCGGUGAUUAAAAAGACCCUUAACCCAGAAUUCAACGAGGAGUUCUUUUAUGAGAUCUCCCUCUCAGAACUGGUCAGCAAGACGCUGGAGGUCACAGUGUGGGACUACGAUCUGGGCCGCUCCAACGAUUUCAUAGGUGGAGUGUGCCUGAGCUGUCACUCUCAAGGAGACGCCCUGCGCCACUGGAUGGACUGCCUGAGGAAUAAGGGGCAGAAGGUGGAGCGAUGGCAUGUUCUCACCAACGAGCUCCCUCAGAGCACCUGCCAGGACUGAAGAGGAGCGACAGUGACUGGCUGUUUAUUAGAGGAGCUGGAGGAAACGUGGUGGGCAUUAGGAUGGCUGAGAUGUCUGUGGUGGGGGGUCUCUCUUAAUGCUAUAUGGAGCAUAAAUGCUGGAGAUUACA